This is a messenger RNA of Triticum aestivum (bread wheat), 3817 nucleotides long. RefSeq names its product E3 ubiquitin-protein ligase ZNF598. NCBI's taxonomy places the organism in Eukaryota, Viridiplantae, Streptophyta, Magnoliopsida, Poales, Poaceae. The coding region runs from base 183 to 3488 and encodes 1101 amino acids. Gene Ontology annotation, molecular function: ribosome binding; ubiquitin protein ligase activity. The transcript has 2 exons. The record is from RefSeq and is a predicted model, not a curated record. Gene Ontology annotation, biological process: protein ubiquitination; rescue of stalled cytosolic ribosome.
AACUCUCUCCAGCGGAGAGGAGAAAAGCCGAAAGCCAAACCGCUCCAUCGUCUCGAACCUUCUCGCCUCCUCUAACCCUUCGCCGCCGCCGCCGAACCCUAACCCUUCCUCGCCGCCGCCGACCUCUGCCGCCUGCCGCCGACGCCGAUUCCACCGCGGACCGACCUCCGCCGCCCUCCGAGAUGGACGACAGCUGCGCGGUGUGCGCGGACGCGCUGGAGUGGGUGGCCUACGGGCCCUGCGGCCACCGGGAGGUGUGCUCGACCUGCGUCGUCCGCCUCCGCUUCGUGGUCGGGGACCGCCAUUGCUGCAUCUGCAAGACGGACUGCCCCUCCGUCUUCGUCACCAAGGCCAUGGGGGACUACACGAGGGUCAUCUCCGAUUUCUCCGCCUUGCCCGCCGCGGCAGGCGAGGGGAAGGUGGGGGAGUACUGGUACCACGAGGAUUCAAGGGCCUACUUCGACGACGCCGACCACUACAAGAUGAUUCGGGCCAUGUGCCGGCUCUCCUGCAGCGUAUGUGAAAGAAUCGAGGCGGAUCAGGCCGGUCAGGCGGCCGCAGCGCAGGCGAAGCGCGGAGACAGCACCUUCGAGACCAUUGGCCUGCUAAGGGGGCAUUUGUCCGAGAAGCAUGGCUUACGCAUGUGCAACCUUUGCUUGGAGGGCAGGAAGGUGUUCAUCUGUCAACAGAAGCUCUACACGCAGGAACAGAUGGCUCGGCACACGCAAACAGGCGACACUGAGGUGGAUGGCUCCGAGGUCGAACGCGGUGGCUUUGCGGGACACCCGAUUUGCGAGUAUUGCAAGAGGGCAUUCUAUGGAGAUAACGAGCUUUACGCGCAUAUGACCAGAGACCACUACUCGUGCCACAUAUGUCAAAGGCGGCAUCCUGGGCAGUACGAUUAUUUCCGGAACUACAAUGAUUUGGAGAUGCAUUUUCGGAAAGAUCACUUCCUCUGCGAAGAUGACGCGUGUUUGGCCAAGAAGUUUGUUGUUUUCCAGAGCGACGCGGAGAUCAACAGACACAAUGCUAUGGAGCAUGGUGGGCGGAUGUCUCGUGCCCAGAGGAAUGCCGCACUUCAGAUACCUACCAGUUUUAUGUACCAAAGGAAUGAGCGAGAUCAAAGGCGCGGCAGAGGUAGGGGCCGUGAUGCUCACCAUGACAGAUCUGACAGGGAUUUCUCAUUACCUGUGGAUGGCAGUGCAACUGCAGACCAUGGCCUUGGAAGUCGACUUGAUAGCGCAGGGGGUUCCGCGAUGCUUGCUGAUGAAUCAUUGUUCCCUCCAUUGCCUGGGUCAAGUAACAAGUGUUCUGCUUCAACACAACAGGGGCUGCAAGGUCUUCCUAAGACCACUCUUGCAUCAAGGCUUCAACAAUCUAGGGAGGGCACCGUGAAGGUACUAAAUUCUGGUCGGCCUCAAACUGCUCAAAAUCCUGAGAUAGUACCUCAUGUUUCCACUUCCACCCACACACGUCCUACACCUGAGCGGGAGCGGAAUGGCAGUGCAACUGCAGAGCAUGGCCUUGGAAGUCUAGUUGAUAGUGUUGCAGGGCCUUUACAGUCAUCAAGUGUCAGUUCGGCCAGUUCUCGUCGAAGCUUAGGGAAUGGUCGCGUGCUUGAACAAUUGUCUUUUCCUCAUCUUCAAGGCCGGGAUAUUCCUGAUGCUAGGAUGGAUGCUGUUUCAGAGGAAACCUCGUUUGCUCCCCUCUCAGAGCAACAAUCAAGUAAUACGCUGGCUCUUAAUCAGAGCUCAAGGGGUUCUGAGAGGCUUGGUGAUGUGUUCCUUCCAUUGCCUGGGUCAAGUAACAAAGGUUCUGCUUCAACACAACAGGGGCUGCAAGCUUUUGCUAAGAACAAACUUGCAUCAAGGCUUGAACAACCUAGGAAGGGCACCGUGAAGGUACUAAAUUCUGGUCGGCCUCAAACCGCUGAAAAUCCUGAGAUAGUACCUCAUGUUUCCACUUCCACCCAGACAUGUCCUACACCUGAGCGGGAGCGGGAUGGCAGUGCAACUGCAGAACAUCAUGGCCUUGGAAGUCUGGUUGAUAGUGUUGCAGGGCCUUUACAGUCAUCAAGUGUCAAUUCAGCCAGUUCUGGUCAAAGCUUACGGAAUGGUGGCGUGCUCGAACAAUUGUCUUUUCCUCCUCUUGGAGACCAGGAUAUUCCUGAUGCUAGGAUGGAUGGUGUUCCUGAAAAAACCUCGUUUCCUCCCCUCUCAGAGCAUCAAUCAAAGCAUGCACUGGCUGUUAAUCAGAGCUCAAGGGGUUCUGCGAAGCAUCAAGCAAAGCAUGCACCGGCUGUUAAUCAGAGCUCAAGGGGUUCUGCGAAGCAUCAAGCAAAGCAUGCACCGGCUGUUAAUCAGAGCUCAAGGGAUUCUGCGAGGCUUGGUGAUGAAUCAUUAUUCCCUCCAUUGCCUGGGUUAAGUAACAAGGGUUCUGCUUCAACACAACAGGGGCUGCAAAGUCUUGCUGAGAACACAUUUGCAUCAAGGCUUCAACAACCUAGGAAGGGCGCCAUGAAGGUACUGAAUUCUUGUCGGUCCCAAACCGCUGAGAAUCUUGAGAUAGUGCCUGAUUUUUCCACUUCCACCGAGGCAUGGCCUACGCCUGAUCAGGGGCUACAUCUCUCUGGGUCUUCUCACCUUCGGAUUGUACCUCAAUCGACAAGAGAUAAUGGGCUCAUGCCACCUGCCUCCAGCGGUUCAGCAUGGAAUUCCAGAGCUCCAAUCAAGAUGAAGCACUCUGUUUCUACCCCUAAUCUUGUUUCUGGUGCGUCCUCUACCCAGGCAUCAUCAAGUAGAGCUUGUGGCAAUAAAAACCAAGUGCCACCACAAAGCAGCCAACCUUUGCCUGUUGCGGAGGAUGUUCGGCAAGCAAACAACGCCCUUGUGGAAAGAAUGCGUGCUGCAUUUGGAAUGGAUGAGGAUAGGUUCUCUGCGUUUAAAGAAAUUGCUUCUGAAUACCGUCACGGCGUCAUUGGUACUUCGGAGUAUCUCUCCUAUGUGGAGCAGUUUGGUAUAUCACAUCUUGUUCCUGAAAUGGCUAUACUGUUGCCUGAUCCUCUGAAGCAGACCGAGCUUGCUGAGGCCUAUUACGCCAACAUGCGCUCUAAAAGCCUGAAAGAAAAUGGCAGCUGUGAAACCAUUACCUUGAAAGAGAAAUUGCUUCAGGAAGGAGAGGCUGUAGUGCUUUCGAAGGAUGGGUAUCGAUCUUCCAGGGAAAGAACCCCACUAUCUGCUGGAGGUGAUCCAGUUGCCAUUUCAAAGGCGUCUAGCACCAGUAGGUUUGUGGGCAAGGGUGGAGGAAGCAGCAGCAGUAAUAACAACAGUAAACAAUCAAAGAAGACGUCGAAGUUUCUCAGAGCUCGGUUGGGCGACAACUCUUUGGCUAUGCUUGAUUUUAGGCAUCCUGAUGAUGUGAGCCCUGAAGGAAACGUUUGGAAGAACGGUGUGGCGCAGAAGCUCUUUUCUGGCAGUGCAAAGAAAUAGCAUCAUUUUUGCGCAGAUCUAGUUUGAUGCAUCCGUUCAGCAGCUGGUUGGUGGUAAAUGGGCACAUUUUGUGAUGUGUGUUUGGCUGCUUGGAGAAGCCGUCGUCUAUGUAGAAGGUCGCUUCGUUCGAGUCUACUAGUUUCGUUUCGUACUGAAUUUUUGCUGGUUUAAAACCUCAGAAGUGAGGAUGGAACUUGAAAUAGUACUGCAGUGUCAUGUUCGUGGCUAGCUAUAACUUUGUGGAAGUGUAGACUGUAUAUUGCACGAAUUCUACCAAUGAUUUUGUGUCUUUCCUAAAAAAACUCUCUAUAGCAUGUUUUAUUGGGUUC